GUGUACCUGCUGGGCGUUCGUGUUGUUGGCAAUGGCUGAGGCGUCCCCUUGAAUACAAGGAAGUGUACGCGAACACCAAUGAGUGAGUGAUCGAUUGGGGGUGACGGCUUUACUUUUUGCGGCCCCCCGGCCUGGCGUAGACCAUCCCGUUUGAAGUAUUGUGACAAAUCCGUGAAAAAGAAGAAGACAACCUUCCGAGGGAUGCUGGGGCACAACCUUAAAUUCAGGGAGUUUCUCUGGAUUCAGAAUCAAUCCCGAGCUGUCCACUGUCCACUGAGUCAGAAUGGCGUUGAACACGUAGAAUGCACCGAAGAUAUCACGCUGCAUCCCAGGGCCGAGUCGGCGGAGAGUCCGGCAGGAAAAGAGACAAACAACGAGAGAAUUCCAGAAUCUAAAGCAAGCCCUAAGCAACUGAACUCAGAGGGGGAAACCACAAGGCCCGGACAUGUGAAGCUGACAAAGCCCGUUGCUCUGUGGACCCAGCAGGAUGUCUGCAAAUGGCUGAAGAAGCACUGUCCAAACCAGUAUCAAGUCUAUAGUGAGUCCUUCAAGCAACACGACAUCACAGGUCGCGCUUUGAUGAGGCUUACAGAUAAAAAGCUUGAAAGAAUGGGAAUCGUUCAAGAAAGCCAUAGGCAAUACAUCCUGCAGCAAGUUCUCCAGCUGAAAGUGCGAGAAGAAGUUCGGAAUCUGCAGCUGCUCACACAAGGUGAACCAGGAAUCUGUGGGGAACAUUUGGUUUUCAAGUUGUUAUUCUGUGGUCCAGUGAUUCCUGCUGGGAAAUGGUGAAGCAGCCCCCCUGAAAGGUUUCCAGAAGCCGGAGGAGCAUGAGACUUGGACGCCGGAGCCCAGCCUGGAUGGGACGCCAGCCCCGGCCGUGCACAAUCACGCACACACCCGCGCCCCACCAUGCUGGCCAGUUAGGACAUUUUAGGCAAGGCUUUGGGGUUUGGAGUGAAUGCUGCGGAUCUUUUGUAAUCGCUUAACACUGUAUAGACCCCCACAACCCUGACCUCCAUGAAGCGGGUGAGAGAAUAUAUGAACUGUAUGUAUGUAUAUGUUAUAACGGAAAAUACAAUCACAAAAAUAAAACCGAUAAAAUGACGUCAA
Messenger RNA from Erpetoichthys calabaricus (reedfish), 1110 nucleotides. It is a transcript of the gene samd12, whose product is annotated as sterile alpha motif domain containing 12. Lineage: Eukaryota; Metazoa; Chordata; Cladistia; Polypteriformes; Polypteridae. The transcript is spliced from 6 exons. The coding region runs from base 202 to 789 and encodes 195 amino acids. Gene Ontology annotation, biological process: cell surface receptor protein tyrosine kinase signaling pathway. Gene Ontology annotation, molecular function: protein binding. The record is from RefSeq and is a predicted model, not a curated record. Gene Ontology annotation, cellular component: cytoplasmic side of plasma membrane.